This is a messenger RNA of Pichia kudriavzevii, 3615 nucleotides long. RefSeq lists its product as uncharacterized. The transcript has a single exon. NCBI's taxonomy places the organism in Eukaryota, Fungi, Ascomycota, Pichiomycetes, Pichiales, Pichiaceae. Gene Ontology annotation, molecular function: lipid binding. The record is from RefSeq and is a predicted model, not a curated record. The coding region runs from base 1 to 3615 and encodes 1204 amino acids.
AUGUCGCUAGAAGACCCACAUAUACAACCUCCGGAGCAGACUGCUGCGAGAGAUUCCUCUGCGUCGAUUUCAUCGAUAGACCACCUUAUUGAGGAUAACAAACUUGAUUCUAGUAGUGAAACAUCAUUGGAAGAGGACCAUACCGUUGAACAUGAGGAAGAGAGAGCAAACUCUGCUCAACCUGCUAAAUUGAAUAUUGGUGCCCCAGUGAGCAGAUCUAUUGGAAGUAAAUUGCGGAAGGCAAGAGAGGAAAAAGAGGCAGCUAAGAGAAGCCCACACGCAGCAGCCUUUAGAGGUUGGAAAGAAGUAACUGGAUAUGAUGAUAGCUUUGCACUUUCACCAGUCGAUGAAAUCAUGGACCUCUUAACACGUUCUACUUCUUUGGAGGAGAUCUUGCCUGAAAACUUAUAUGGAGAAUGGUUCCAUGGUGUUGGUGCACUGUUAACAGCUUGUCUGUUAUCAUCGAUUGUUGGUUAUUUUAGACUGAGUUUGGGGCCUGUUUUUUUUAUUACAAUUAUAUUUGGGUUAUAUUACCGUUCUUCAAUUAGAAAAUAUAGGUUAAAUUUGAGAUUACAAGCACAAAGAGAGUUUUCAGUCCAUGCAAUUGAGGAUGACUUCGAAUCUUUAGAUUGGUUGAAUGUUUUCUUAGACAAGUAUUGGGUGUACCUGGAGCCGAGUAUAUCUCAACAAAUUACUGAGAUUGUUAAUCCAAUGGUUGCAGAACUAGAUGCCAUUCCUGCCUUUGUAAGAGAGAUAUGGAUCCAAUCAUUAACAUUAGGGACCAAGCCACCGAGAGUUGAUAGGGUCAGGACGUUAGACAGAACAGCAGAUGAUGUUACUGUGAUGGACUGGACUUUUUCCUUGAUUCCUAAUGCACAAGCAGAUACAACAGUUAAACAAAUGAGAAACCACGCAAACUUUGAAAUCAUUGUUAAGGCAAAAAUUUUCGGUGUAACCGUACCGGUUUUAGUUAGUAACAUCUCAAUGAGAGCCGAUGCAAGAAUCAGGUUGAGAAUGAUGUCAAACUUUCCACAUAUUCAAACAGUUAACGUUUCCUUGAGUGAUACUCCUGAUUUUGACUUUAUUUUUAAAAUUAUUGGUAGUAAUAGUAUAUUUGGCUUUGAACUGUUCAAUAUACCUGGUCUAUACAUGAUGGUAAAGGAGAUGGUGAAGAAAUACUUAGGACCAAUGUUGUUUCAACCUUUAUCCUUUGAAUUAAAUCUCGAACAAUUACUUGCUGGUAAUGGUGCCUCAGGUGCCUUAGGUAUUUUAGAACUGAACGUGAAAAGUGCAGAAGGCUUGGUUGCUGCAGAUACCUUUAAUAAUACCAUUGAUCCUUACUUUACCUUUGGUUUCCAAAAAAAUGUUAAAGCAAAAACCAAAAUUGUUUAUGAUACAAUGAAUCCGAUCUAUAAUGAGACCAUAAGGGUAAUCCUAAACUCAUCAUCAGAUCCACUAGCUAUUAAAUUGUACGAUGAAAAUAUUUCUGAUGGUAGAAAAGAUAAAUUCAUGGGCGCUGCAUUGUAUGAUUUGGAUGAGCUUAUUUCUAAGACUGAAUUGAAAAACCUCAAGAUCCCAAUAUUGAGAAACAACUAUCCUGCAGGAUCCAUCAAUUUAGACAUCAAGUAUAUGAAGUCUUUACAGGGAUCUAAAUUACCAGAUGGCUCUUUCAGCCCACCACCAGAUUAUAAUACUGGUGUUGCUAAAAUUGUAUUAUCCGGUGCAAGAAGUUUUACUUCUAAAGACGAUGAGAAGAAAUCUGUUUACGCACAGUUAUAUCUUUCAGGUGAAAAAAGGCUUGAAACUCCAGUGGCUAAAAAUUCAAAUGAAGCUAGCUGGUCAUGUGAUUUUGAAGAAAUUAUCUAUGAUAGAUCAAAGGCUAGAGUUCGUGUAAUCUUAAGAGAAAGUUUGAAGGAAAACAAAAUUUUGGGAUCUGCAACUUUACGUUUGGUGGAUAUCAUUGACGCUUCUUAUGUUGGAAAUAGUUGGUUCCCAUUGAGCAAUAAUCAAGGUGAAAUUGAAAUAUCUUGUAACUGGAACUCAGUUAGAAUUCCAGGUGUUAAGGGUGCUCUCGGUUAUAGUGAGCCAUUUGGUGUAUUGCGUGUUUAUAUUGAAAAGGCAAGUGAUUUGGUUAGGAUCAAUAAAGUUGGAAGUAUUGAUCCAUAUUUUAGGGUUCUAGUUAAUGGUUUACAGAAAGGGAAAACGUUGACAAUGGAUUCUACUUAUGAUCCUAAGUACUACCAAUCUAUGUACAUUCCAGUUUCUUCUGUUAAUCAAAGGAUUACUAUUGAAGGUAUGGAUGUGGCUAGACAUGGUCAAGAUAGAACUCUUGGCUCUUUUCAGAUUAGAUUAAAUGAAUUCAUUGACUAUAAUAAUGAGGGCAAACCAAUUGAGACGUCUGGUGAGUUGAAAGAAGCAAAAUUGUUCCACAGGAGAAAAGGUGCAAAGGGCUCUGUUACUUAUUCUAUAGCGUUUUAUCCUAUCAAGCAAGUGGUAACUCCUGAAGAAGCAGAGACGGAGAAAAAGGAAGCUGCUGAGUUACAGGCCAAGAUUGAUGCUGAAGAAAAGAAGGCUAGCAAUGACAAGAAAGACAGGUCUACCGAAGAACUUUCGGAACAGAACAAUCUUGCCCUUGACACUUUACACAAAGAUAUACUACCAAUCGAAGAUAUAGCUAAAUUUGAUACUGGUGUUUUAGUUUUUACUUUACUGGGUUCGAAAUUUUCAAACUCUGGUUAUUUCCAGGUUUUUUUUGACAAAAACGGGUACCCGGAAUACGAAACUAGCAUUUCAGGUAAUACCAACUUGCAACGUACAUUUGACUAUCUAGUGAAAGAAAUGCAAAAGUACUCUUUAAUGACUUUUAGGAUUGUUGAGAAAAAAAACACACCUUUGACUAAAAAUGCAUUGAAAGAAAUCACUGUUCCAACAAUUAAGGUGUUGGAACACAGUUACGGUAAACAAACAAGCCUUAAUAUUGGGGAUUCGAGCAAUACGAUUUUGUUUACCACAAAAUUCCUUCCUGCUAUGAUAUCAUCUUUGCCUCCUGCCGACUCCAUCGGUAAUUCAGGUACCUUAAAUAUUGAAUUUGUUGGAGCUAGGGAACUACUUUCUAAAGACUCGAACGGUAAAUCUGAUCCAUUUGUUAAGGCCUAUCUAAAUGGUGACGAGUUCUACAAGAGCAAAACUAUAAAGAAGACUCUUGAGCCUACUUGGAACGAGAGCACGUCUAUUUCCAUCGACUCAAGAGUUCAGUCUGUGAUUAGAUUUAAAGUUAACGACUGGGAUUUUGGUCUCGAACAAGAUGACAAGAUUGGUGAGUACACAUAUGCAUUGAAGCAAUUGGAUCCAUUUGACACCGAGAUGAAAGACUAUAAUUUCGAAUUGAUUGGAGAAGAAGGACAGUAUGCCGGAACAUUAGAGGUAAGGAUGUCAUUCAAACCAGAGUAUCACACUUUGCUCAGUGCCGAGAAGAGUUUACCUAAUCCGGGCAAUAUUGCUAUUGAUGGUGCAGGAAAAAUCCUAAAUACUCCUGGAAAGGUUCUGGGUACUGCAUCUAAGAUUGGCAGCAAAGCGUUUGGUGUUUUCAAGAAGAAGCAUCAUGAUGAAGAAUAG